UUUCAAGGUCUAGUGGGUCUACCUUUACUGGUCCCAUCGAGACAGGCGAUCCGUAAGUAUGGGUGGGCAGUGGUAUGUAGUACUGGCCAUUUCGGAACAGGUAUUGAUCAUGAGUGUGGUCGCCCCUGCAGUAGGUGAGUGGGAUAUUAAACAGAGCGUCACGAUCGAGUCGUUGUCAAGUGACAUAUAUAUAUUAGGUGACAGCCUACAGGAGGCCGCUGACUGCCAGUCCUGGAGCGCCAUGUCACACUUGCCAACAACUGAAGAGCUGAACCGUAUGUCGCAAUCUUCAUAAGGCCUUGCAUGCUUCCGGGCUCUUUUGUUGAUCUAGUAACACUUGAGUAUCAUGAUGGUGGGAUGAUGGAUUGGAAUACUUGUUUGGCGCCUUGUCGU
Molecule: messenger RNA, 393 nt
Organism: Suillus paluster
Lineage: Eukaryota; Fungi; Basidiomycota; Agaricomycetes; Boletales; Suillaceae
Exons: 3
Coding region: 59-295 (78 amino acids)
Source: RefSeq, a predicted model, not a curated record